CAUGGUCACAGCCAGGUUUGAGUGUUCUCAGCAGCGUGUAGGGAUUCAGAAUGGGUUCCUUCGCCCGCUUGUGUUUGCCAAUCAUCGCAGCUGCUGUCUGCGUCACGGCCUCCUCCUACACCUCCAGCAGCGUGUCAUGCGACGAUGGCGAGGAUUACAUCCCGGACAGCGAGGACUGCACAAGGUUCUGGCGAUGUGCUAACGGCAAGCCGUACUCCUUCACUUGUCCCGCAGGGCUUCGUUUUAACGUGGAUAUCAGCGUUUGCGAUUGGCCAGAUAACGUCAGAUGUGGCGCCACCUACACCGAAGACGGAUCUGAAGAGGACUCGGACGAUGAUGAAGAACACGAUGAAGAUAACUCAGAUGAAGAGGAAGAAACCACUUACCCGUACCAGCCUGGCCCCAAGUAUUAUGACAGAAAAUACUACACAGAAAAUCCGAAUUAUUUCAAGCCGACGGCGGCCCCCGUGUACAGACCCAUACCCACCAGACGACCAGUGUACAAGCCUGUGUAUAUUUCUAAGCCCCAAACCGGGUACAACAGCGGGUACAUCAAUGCGGCCAGACUCGCUAUGUCAAGAGCAGUGAGAAUGGCAAUGGGUACAACAACAACAACAACUACGGCGGCGACCGACACACAGGUACGUAUGGAGGCGGCAACUACAAGAACAGCAACUACAACAGUAACUACAACAGCAACAAGAAUUUUAACAACAAUGAAAACUACAACUCCAAUAUAAACUACCAAAAUGGUGGAGGUGCAUACAAUGGAUACGAGAAUAAAGAAGUCUACGAGAAACCCGUGUACAGCAAGCCAGACUUUAUUGGCAACUUCAACAAAAAUUACAACAACUACCAGCCUCCUGCUUAUCCACAGUUUGUGCAAGGGAAUUCCCCCUGGCAGCAACAGCAGCAACCGUACCCGCUUCCCGUGAACAACCUUUUCCCGGUUUCCGGUAAACAGCCACUUCCAUGGGUUCCUCCAUUGCCAGCACAGCCUCUGCCACCUGCUCCAGGUAUUGGUGGACAUCUACCUUUAGAAUCUGACACGGAGGUUGGGAAGAUUCCUGUCCUUCCAAAGCAUUUCGAAAACCAACAUUUGCUCCCACCGUAUCCUGUUGGAGGACCUUUGGUCCCACCACAUCCUGUCGGAGGACCUUUUGGUCAGCCGCUACCGCUAGGGAAACCUUUGCCUUUUGGCCCUCCAUUCCCUAUCGGCAAGCCCGUCUUUGGGGAACAGCUCUUUCCUGGCACGCCUGACCACCCGAUUGCGAUCAAGGCUGUCAACAGUCAGCCCAUCCUGACCCACCCGCUGCCGAUCGGCAGUCCUCAGCUGGGAUGUCUAGUCUGGGUCAGGCCUUCAUCCCGGUGAUCCAGAAGGACCCGCAGUUGGCCAAGUUGUACCAGCAAUGGAACCCCGUGGGACCCAAAGGGUUGCCGGUGUCAGUAGACGAUUACAACCUGCACCCACUUCCCGUCAUCAACCAGAGCCCCAUGAUGAACAUGCACAUGAACCACGGAGUGGGGCCGGUCGUGCAUGGCCCCACCUUCUUCCAGCCCCAUCACGACCCCUUCCACCAUGCCGGCAGCUCCGGAAACCUGCUGGUGGUGGAGCCUUCCAUGCAUGGAGGUGGCAGCCUUAGCAAGAUACUUCUCCCUGUCAGGCUUGUUAUGACAACAGCAGCGACAACCACAACCACCACUGCUACAACACCAACCACUACUACUACCACUACGACACCCACCACGGCCACCACCACACCAACAA
Messenger RNA from Pomacea canaliculata, 1768 nucleotides. RefSeq lists its product as uncharacterized. The transcript has 4 exons. Gene Ontology annotation, cellular component: extracellular region. Lineage: Eukaryota; Metazoa; Mollusca; Gastropoda; Architaenioglossa; Ampullariidae. The record is from RefSeq and is a predicted model, not a curated record. The coding region runs from base 51 to 740 and encodes 229 amino acids. Gene Ontology annotation, molecular function: chitin binding.